CUUUCUUGAGAAGAGCAGACUCUGUCAGUAACCAAGCCUUUUUUACAGGGCAGGGCACCUCCAAUUCCAAACGGUUCACAAACUCUUUCUUGCAACUGUACAUCUGUAAAUAUUCACAUAAUGUCCGUGACACCCUUAAACUGCACCUGUAACCCAGUCGCUUCAGGACCGAGUCGUACGGUGCGUUACUGACAUGCUGUAGGUCCUCGGUGUUGACCGGUUGAAUAUCCGAGGUGCGGGCGAGGACUGUGCAGGUGAGGGGUCCCGGGUGCUGUGCCGUGCGGAGCCUGUCGCGCUCCGAGGGGUGCAGAGGGACCGGCGGGUGGGCGUGGGCACCAGCGCCGCACAGCCGCUCACCUGUUUCUCUGGCACUCCGCAGCUGCUGGCGCGGCGCGGGGAGGAGGAGCAGACCGUGGAGGCCCUCUGGCACUGGUCCUUCGCCCUGCAGGGCAAGGUGUUCGACGCCUGGCGGGGCUUCGUGCUGGACCGGCGCAGGAAGAGCGCUCGGCUGGGCCGUGCCGUCGAGGUCUACCGGCAGGAGCUGCUGCGCGAGGGCGUGGUCCGCAUCCUGCGCCACACCGCCGACAUGGCCCGCUUCCGGACUGCGCUGGCCGAGCAGAGCCAGACCCAGUCGGCCCUCAGGCUGCAGCGUCUGGUCCGCCGCUGUGCCAUGCUGUGGAAGCGCCGGGCGCUGAGCCGGGGACGCGGGCAGAGGCCGCCACCCUCGAACCCUGAGCCACGCAGGAAGGCCGUGACCUUUCACCUCCCCGGCGGGGAGAAGGUGGGCGUGGGGCUGCUGUCCGACAGGAACAGGGCGAGCUGCGGGACCCCGGCGCUGCAGGACGGCGCCAUGCCCGCGACAGCGGGGAGCACACCCAGCCUGCUGCCGUCGGUCCGUGCGCCCCGACUGCAGCCCCGCAGACCAGACUACCUGCUCCCUGCGCCGGGCAGGGAAGGGCCCCGUCUCCCUGCAAGGGGCAGUUCCUGCGCCCUACAGCCUCUGCCCUCUCCACCACGGUCCAAGCCCUCUGCCCACCAGGGGGCGCAGCAGGAAACCAGGAUCCCCCCUCAAUCUGCCCCACAGCCAGGUCCUCCUGCAGGGCUGGGGGUGUGGACAGCACCCCCCCCAGAGGUGGCGCUGUGCCCCCAGGAGCCACUGCUGCCCCCCUCCUCUUUCAUGGGGCCUCAGGGCGUGAAGAGUCACACCCAGACAGCAAAGCUGCCGAGGAGCCGUGAGGAGCCAGCGGCCUGGUACCAUACGCCCCCCGCUGCCCUGCAGACCGGGGCCCCACACCGUCCCCACAGGGACCCCCAGGACCUCCUGCUGUUCUCCCCUGCUGCCUUCGCUGGCACUCGGACCCCAAGAAAGACAGCAGCAGCCUCUGACGACGAUGACGAAGAGGAGUGGGGAGGAGACCAGAGGAGACAGGAUCGGGGAUCCCCGAAGGAGCCACUCCGUGCCUUACUGACGGCCGAACUCUUGCAGAUCCGUCAGGAAAUGCAGCGUUUCCACGACAACAAGCUAAAGCUCAAGGCGUGGCGCAGGCAGGCUGCAGCGCUCGGAGCCUGGCUGGAGGACAGCGAGAGAGACGGGGAGACGCCGGACUGCGCCGGGGAGGCGCGGCAGGAACUGGCGGAGCUGGAGCAGAAGACGAGAGCGCUGUCCGCGCAGCUGAAGGAGGGGCAGCCGGCGAUGGUGCAGCACGCGGCGCGAAUCCGCGAGAUUGCCGGCCUGCUGCCAGACUGACGCCGCUCAGAGCCGCCACUGAUCCCGCCGGAGCAGCUCUGACCCGAGCCGUUUCCCACAGGGCUCCAGCGCCUCUAUGCUCAUUUCGAUGUGCCGAGGGUCGCCCAUCCUCUGCCCCGGGUUGUUUUCCGGGAGGUCUUGGCAGAGGUGCCCCUGCAGUGCAGGCGUGUUGCCCAGAGCUGCGUCCCAGUUUCCCAGCCCAGUGGCACAGCAGGAACUCAUGAUGCUGUAUAGACGGAAUGGCUGUGUCUAACUUAUUUUUGCAAAGUAAAUAUAAUAAAUGUGUUUUUGCUGUUGGGA
Messenger RNA from Lepisosteus oculatus (spotted gar), 2047 nucleotides. Lineage: Eukaryota; Metazoa; Chordata; Actinopteri; Semionotiformes; Lepisosteidae. The record is from RefSeq and is a predicted model, not a curated record.